Molecule: messenger RNA, 1086 nt
Organism: Gymnodraco acuticeps
Lineage: Eukaryota; Metazoa; Chordata; Actinopteri; Perciformes; Bathydraconidae
Gene: adck5
Product: aarF domain containing kinase 5
Source: RefSeq, a predicted model, not a curated record
GAAACGCACGUGAUGCGACUUAUAUUACGCACACAAAAAACAUUUGAAAUGAAUGGUAAUUUAUUAAAAACAGAAAUUAAAAAGACAUCUCAUCAUGAUGCCAUUCUCCACCCAACCUUUUUUUGUAGCCCUUAACUUGUUUUUUUGUCUUGUUUUGCAACUUUCCAUUAGGGUUGACAUGAGGACCCUGGAGCCUACAGAGACUACAUGAUGUAAAAUGGAGUAACUUAUACAUACUAAUAGCUCAUUUAGCAUCGUAGCAAGCUUGUUUGCAUUGGUUAGAACUAUCACCAGUGUUCGGCUACAUUCCGCUCAGGAAGGACGUCCAAGUUUGGUCAUUAAAUCAUCACUGAAAUUGACGAUAUUUUACCUUCCCAGGAGAAAUGGCAGGGGAGACCAGCCGAGGGUUGAGGGUGUGUCUGCGUCACAUGGCUCUGCUCCGAAGACCUCCUCCUCUCAUCGCCUCGCUCCAAAACACCAGAUCCUUCAGUUCGAUCAGGGAAGUGAAGCGCAGAGGUCUGAUCUGGAAGACUCUGCUGGGUUUCUCUGUGGGCGUCCCUGUGGCGGCGGGCGUUCACUACGCUGCGUCGGAGCCUCGAGACAGGAGGAGGACGAAGAUCCUGAUCCAAGGAAUCACUCGCUUCUGCAGAUCUCUGUCUGUGGGACUCUCUAUCUCCGGGGACUACUGGUGGACGACCAACGUGUCUCUGAGGGGACAAGAUGAGAGCAGCACAUCGUAUGUCUCUGCGAUGUCGGCCUGCCACCAGAGGGCAGCAGAGUGCAUGGUGAGAGGAGCCACCAGAAACGGGGGGAUUUACAUCAAACUGGGCCAGGGUCUUUGUUCCUUCAACCACCUUCUGCCGCCCGAAUACAUCCGGACCCUGCAGGUCCUCGAGGACAAGGCUCUGAGCCGGAGGUGUAGAGAGGUGGACGCUCUCUUUCAAGAAGACUUCAGUAAAACCCCGGAUCAGAUUUUCAAAUCUUUUGACCCUGAACCCAUCGCGGCUGCCAGCCUGGCGCAGGUCCACAGAGCGGAGCUGUUCGACGGGACUCCUGUCGCUGUGAAGGUGAGAAAAGUCAACGUCU